GGCGAUAAAUGGCUUAUGAGGGGGUCUUCCGAACGCGCUGAGUGUAAUGUGGGUAGCCCAGAAGACCCCGCCCACCGAGUGACAUCAAAACACGGCUGGCAGAGACUGCGAGCCGUCUUCUUGCUUCCACCAGCCUCCGUUCACUUCAGCAUCUUUGUGGAGGAUUUUCCUUGCUCAGAUCCAGAUAUUGUACCUCAGACUGUGCAGACAGACACCGAGAUGGAUGAGCUACAAGACGUUCAGCUGACUGAGAUCAAGCCUCUGCUGACCUACAAGAACUCUCAAAACUUCCAAGACUUUGACUGUCAGGAGCAUGACAUUGAGACGCCCCACGGUGUGCUCCAUGUGACUAUGAGAGGAACCCCUAAGGGCAACCGUCCUGUCAUUCUGACCUACCAUGACAUCGGCCUCAACCACAAGUCCUGCUUCAACACGCUGUUUAACUUUGAGGACAUGAUGGAGAUCACUCAGCACUUUGCCGUUGUGCACGUGGACGCCCCUGGCCAGCAGGAGGGAGCACCUCCCUUUCCCACAGGGUACCAAUACCCCACCAUGGAUGAGCUGGCAGAGAUGUUACCCUCAGUCCUGACUCAGCUGAAGGUGAACAGCGUGAUUGGCAUUGGUGUGGGAGCAGGAGCGUACAUCUUAACCUGCUUUGCUCUGAAUCAGCCGUCCCUGGUGGAGGGGCUGGUUUUGAUCAAUGUGGACCCCUGCGCUGAGGGCUGGAUAGACUGGGCUGCUUCUAAGCUCACUGGGUGGACUAGCAAUCUCGUGGACAUUGUGAUGGCUCAUCACUUCAGCACUGAGGAGUUGACUGACAACCAAGAACUGAUUCAGACGUACCGCCUGCACAUUGCCCAGGACAUCAACCAGGACAACCUGGCCCUCUUCUGUGGCUCAUACAAUGCGCGUCAAGACCUUGGAAUCGAGAGGCCAGUUGUCGGUCUCAAUGAGAAUACAGUGAAGACACUUACAUGCCCUUCUCUGCUGGUGGUUGGAGACACGUCCCCUGCUGUGGAGGCUGUGGUUGAAUGCAACUCUAGGUUAAAUCCAACAAAGACCACUUUGCUGAAGAUGGCUGACUGUGGCGGUCUGCCUCAGGUUGUUCAGCCUGGAAAGCUGGCGGAAGCCUUCAAAUACUUUGUACAGGGAAUGGGAUACAUUCCUCAUGUUUUGCUCAGCCAUCUGGGCAUUGAAUCAGUACCAGCGGCUGGCAUGACCCGUCUGUCUCGAUCCCGAUCCUCCUCGUCCAGCAUCACUUCCACGGAUGGCUCACGUAACCGCAACAUGAACAGCCCUCUGGACGGCCCCAACUCUGGAGUCCUGGACAACCAGGGCAGGCCACAAACUAUGGAGGUCUCCUGCUAAAGCCCGGGGCCCAGAAGCUGCAGUCUGCUGUCCUUUCACCCAUAACCUCCUGUUAUUUGUGUUCUAGAUUCCCAUGUUUCUAAACCCUUUAAUAGUGAGGCAGGGGAGGCUUGAAUUAAAUGUAUGAAAUACUGAUGGUAUGCAUAUUAAAUAUUUACAUGUUAAUAUACGCAAGUCAUAAAAGCAGAUAAAAUGAAAUACUAAUAUAUAUUUACACAUGAAGGGUCUUCCACCAGGCUUUCAUUUUAAUAUUAAUUUUUUAUUUGUUAGCAUUACAUUCCAACUCAUUUUUUAUUGUUAGAGUGAAAAGUUUCCCUUUUUUUAAACCACUCUCACUUAAAAAACACACGCAUUAAAAUGUUAGUUUUUGUUUGAUGGUGUGACCUGUGACCUUUCCUGUACUCUUUUCUUGCUACACUGUGUGAUAUUGUUUAAUUUGUCAUCCCAUUAAAACUCCCCUUCACAUCAUAAAAAUAUAAAAACACACACUUUUUGUUGUAUUUAUAUUAAGAACUAUUAUAGGUUAUACUAAAAGCCGUCAGCUAUUACUUUGUGUGACUCAUCAGACAAAAGAAGUGGAAUACCAUUAUUCAUUUUAAUUGAUUUUUUUAUUUUUAUUUUUAUAGUUAAAUUAGGACAACACUCUUUUAAAUAUCCAAAGCCAACAUAGCAAGGACUUAGUAUGACAUAAAAUCAUGUUUUUCUUUUGUGCUUUUACUCCCUAACCAUUUUUUAACAUUAUUAUUGUUAAUCCAAACAUAAAUUGAUGUACACAUAGAAUGACAGCUUUCAUAGACAUGAAUAUGAGUAUGAAAUAAUGUCUGACUAAGUCACUGUCCACUGAAUGUCAAUUACUAAAUAAAGUUAGAUCAUGGAAAAUAAAAA
This is a messenger RNA of Cyprinus carpio (common carp), 2253 nucleotides long. Its product is annotated as protein NDRG3-like. The record is from RefSeq and is a predicted model, not a curated record. Gene Ontology annotation, biological process: signal transduction. NCBI's taxonomy places the organism in Eukaryota, Metazoa, Chordata, Actinopteri, Cypriniformes, Cyprinidae. Gene Ontology annotation, cellular component: cytoplasm.